AAAAGCUAGGAUCAAAAAGGAAAUAGCCCGGAUUUUCUACAAAUUGAAGACAAAUUGUUAGUGGGCACUUCGAUUUUUCCGCAGCCGCUGCAGUCGCAGUGUGAACGCGUCGGCGAGUGCGGGCACACUAGUCAUUCACAACCAAAUUCAUCGGAUCAUUGGCAGAAACGCAAGAAGAAGAGCGAGCAAUCACCUGCGAAAAAGAAAUAAAUUGGGGAGAAAUGUUAAAGACUUUCUAGUGCGGCUGUUAGGGGUGCGUUUGAAAUGAUUCCUGGCGACCAGUAGAAGCAUUUAGUGACCACGCAAGUCAUCCCCCUUCCCCGCUGCGACGAUUGAGCCGCUGGACAAAGGCCAGCGCCAGCCUACAACAACACCUCAGAGACGGCCACAGCCAAUUGGCACCCACACAAACACAUACACGCACACACUGCGUAGAAGACAACAACAACUGGGAAACGGAGGCCUUCAACUGCUGGAAAAAUGGAAGCGGACGGACUAACCAACGAACAGACGGAGAAGGUGCUCCAGUUCCAGGACCUAACCGGCAUCGAGGACAUGAACGUGUGCCGCGACGUCCUGAUCAGACACCAAUGGGAUCUCGAGGUGGCCUUCCAGGAGCAGCUGAAUAUCCGCGAGGGUCGCCCUACCAUGUUCGCCGCCUCCACGGAUGUGCGAGCGCCCGCUGUGAUCAACGACCGCUUCCUGCAGCAAGUGUUCUCCGCCAACAUGCCAGGCGGAAGAACAGUCAGCCGGGUGCCCAGUGGCCCAAUACCCCGCAGCUUCACCGGAAUCCUUGGCUAUGUGAUUAACUUCGUGUUCCAGUACUUCUACUCCACGCUGACGAGCAUCGUCAGUGCGUUUGUGAACCUGGGCGGCGGAAACGAAGCUCGCUUGGUGACAGAUCCGCUGGGCGAUGUGAUGAAGUUCAUCAGAGAAUACUACGAAAGGUAUCCUGAGCACCCAGUCUUCUACCAGGGCACCUAUGCCCAGGCCCUGAACGAUGCCAAGCAGGAGCUGCGUUUCCUGAUCGUCUACCUGCACAAGGAUCCCGCCAAGAAUCCCGAUGUGGACUCUUUCUGCCGCAACACACUCUCGUCGAGAUCGGUCAUUGACUAUAUCAACACACACACCCUGCUGUGGGGCUGCGAUGUGGCUACGCCAGAGGGCUACCGGGUGAUGCAGUCGAUCACGGUUCGCAGCUACCCGCUGAUGGUUAUGAUCAGCCUACGUGCGAAUCGCAUGAUGAUCGUUGGGCGCUUUGAGGGCGACUGCACGCCCGAGGAACUGCUCCGUCGCCUUCAGUCGGUGACGUCUGCCAACGAGGUGUGGCUGAGUCAAGCGCGUGCGGAUCGCUUGGAACGUAAUUUUACCCAGACCUUAAGAAGACAGCAGGAUGAGGCCUACGAGCAGAGUUUGCUGGCAGACGAGGAGAAGGAGCGUCAGCGGCAAAGGGAGCGGGAUGCCGCACGACAGGCUGAGGAAGCCGUGGAGCGGGCUCGUCGCGAUGUGGAGCUGCGCAAGGAGGAGAUUGCCCGACAAAAGAUUAAACUGGCCACCCAGGUCCCAUCGGAACCGGCUGUGGGUGCAGUCGGUUCCAUUGCAGUUGUCUUCAAGCUGCCCAGUGGAACACGCCUCGAGCGGCGUUUUAACCAAACGGAUUCGGUGCUGGACGUAUAUCACUAUCUAUUUUGCCAUCCCGAUUCACCGGAUGAGUUUGAGAUCACAACGAAUUUCCCGAAGCGGGUGCUUUUCUCGAAGGCGGACGUGGAUGCCGCCGGAGGAGCAGACACAGCCAAUCAGACGCUGAACAAGAGCCUCCAGGACGUGGGACUGAAGAACCGCGAGGUGCUGUUCGUAAACGACCUGGAAGCGUAACCAAGCCACCACCUACAAAUGAGAGCAUCAUCGUGUUACCAGCUGCAACGCAUUACCAAAACUUGAACCAAGUUUUAAGUAGUCAACGUCCAAGUCGGAGGAUAAGCAGAGAAACUAUUCCUAAUUUAACCAUGAAUAUUAAUAUAAAUAAUUGUUUAACAAUGUUUAGGUCGAUUCUCUUGUAAUCUAUGCUCCACUACCACCACCCACCCGUUCCUCCCUCAAACAUUCACACAUAAGUAAAAGUCUUUCCCAGAAUAAUUUCCGUAAGCCACAUUUUUAGUUUCCCCACACUUAAGGUUUUUGUUAUGUUUAGCUGUACUUAUACUUCCGUCUAUUGAACCAAAAUAGAGCCAGAGUCGUGUUAUUUGACGAAGAGUUUGAAUUUAAUCUGAAUGUGGUCGAAUUGAAUAAAUUGAAGUUAUAAAUAAUCA
Messenger RNA from Drosophila biarmipes, 2309 nucleotides. RefSeq names its product FAS-associated factor 2 (gene Faf2). The record is from RefSeq and is a predicted model, not a curated record. The transcript is spliced from 3 exons. Gene Ontology annotation, cellular component: endoplasmic reticulum. NCBI's taxonomy places the organism in Eukaryota, Metazoa, Arthropoda, Insecta, Diptera, Drosophilidae. Gene Ontology annotation, molecular function: ubiquitin binding. Bases 481 to 1875 code for a protein of 464 amino acids.